Vicia faba (fava bean) is the source of this 960-nucleotide messenger RNA. NCBI's taxonomy places the organism in Eukaryota, Viridiplantae, Streptophyta, Magnoliopsida, Fabales, Fabaceae. The record is from the annotation of a GenBank genome assembly.
AUGUGGCCGGAGAAGAAGUUUUCAGUCGUCUAUUCUUCUUCAUCAGACGACGAUGAUGAGCGGAUAUUUCCUCCUUUGAGGAGUUCGAGGGAGGUGACGUGUUUGAGGAAGAUAUUGUAUAUGAACAUGAUGAACUUUUUGUUCUGCUUCCUAAGGAACAAGGAAAGUGAAGUGGAUUCUCUUUGGUCAAAAGGGGAAUCAGAUUGGAGUGGUAAGUGGGCAGAGGGGCGUUUUGUUGGUAUUCUCAUUGUGUGGAGGAAGGGAUUGUUUGUCCUAAUUUCUAGUUUUGUGGAAGAAGGUUUCUUGGGAAUUCGUGUCUUUUGGAAAGGUUUAUCCAUUUACCUUGUUAAUGUUUAUUUUUCAUGCUUGAUUGAUAACAAAAGGUUAUUUUGGGAGAAGUUGAAAUCUUUUAAGGUUUUUUUCUCGAAGGGAUUAUGGUGUGUGGGAAGGGACUUUGAUGUGGUGAGGAGUUUUGAUGAGAGAAUUGGUGUGUCUGAUCAGUUUAAUCAAAGAGAGUUAGAUGAAUUCAAUGAUUUUGUCUAUCACUUGGAUUUGGUUGAUGUUCCGCUUAUGGGUAACAAAUUCACUUGGUUCAAUUUGGAAGGUGGUGCUUGUAGUAGGUUGGAUCGGUUUUUGAUUUCAUGGGAAUUGUGCGAUCUUUGGAAAAUUAAAGAGAUUAUGGUAGGGGAGUGGUCUUUAUUAGAUCAUUAUCCACUUUUGCUAGUGGGUAAUCAUGUUGAUUGGGGGCCUAAUCCUUUUAAGUUGUUUAAGUGUUCAUUUGAUCAUGAAGAAUUCUUACCGUUUGUAGAAAAUGUGUGGAAUUAUAUGGUGAUUCGUGGUAAAGCAGGGUUCAUUCUUAAAGAAAAGCUUUGUAUCCUUAAAUCCAAGCUUAAGUUAUGGAAUAAAGAGGUUUUCGGGGUGUUAGAUCUUAAUGUUGAUAAAGCGGCGAGUACUCAAUGA